Molecule: messenger RNA, 1171 nt
Organism: Rhodamnia argentea
Lineage: Eukaryota; Viridiplantae; Streptophyta; Magnoliopsida; Myrtales; Myrtaceae
Product: peptidyl-prolyl cis-trans isomerase FKBP16-4, chloroplastic
Exons: 10
Coding region: 91-783 (230 amino acids)
Molecular function (GO): peptidyl-prolyl cis-trans isomerase activity
Source: RefSeq, a predicted model, not a curated record
UCUCUAAUCCAAAAGCAUCAGACGAGCUACAAAGCCGCUGUUGCGUUGGUUUCCUGACUUUAACUGUCACUGCAACGAACUCUUCCUGCCAUGGGACUCUCCCUUCUCCCUCUCCCUCAACAACAAACCCUCUUCUCGCCACCAUUCUCCAUAAGAAGCAGACAGAUAAGGACGGCGCCGGCCGUCACUCUUUGCCGAUGCUCAUCAUCUUCCUCCGGCGAUUCUGGGAAAGCAGAACUCGCGCCAUUGUCGCUGCGCCCGGAGGGAAGGAGAGCACUCCUGGCUUGUCUCCUGCUAUCGGCUGCUGGAGUGUGUGUAUCUGAUGCGGCUCAUGCUGUUAGCACGAGUAGAAGAGCUCUCCGAGGAGAAAGAAUACCCGAGAGUGAUUUCAAAACCCUCCCCAAUGGUCUGAAGUAUUAUGAUAUAAAAGUAGGAGGUGGAGCUGAGGCUGUGAAGGGAUCAAGGGUUGCAGUCCACUAUGUUGCUAAAUGGAAGGGCAUUACUUUUAUGACUAGCAGACAAGGGCUUGGUGUGGGUGGAGGCACGCCAUAUGGAUUUGAUGUUGGCCAAUCAGAGAGGGGAACAGUCCUUAAGGGUUUGGACUUGGGCGUUCAGGGCAUGCGAGUAGGCGGCCAGAGACUACUAAUAGUUCCGCCUGAGCUAGCCUAUGGAAGCAAAGGGGUUCAGGAGAUCCCGCCAAAUGCAACAAUAGAGUUGGAUGUUGAACUCCUUACCAUCAAGCAAAGUCCCUUUGGAUCUCCUGUCAAAAUCGUCGAAGGUUAGAUCCUGUAUCUUCCCAGUUGCUCGCCGUGUGGUCUUUCUAAGCAAGAUGGGAACAAGGAGCUCGAAGCUUUUGUGAAGACUGAAUUUUUAUGGAGCACAAGUGUUGCAGACAAUAUUGUGCGUAUGGCUGGAGAUGCAAGAGUCUGCUAUCCUGCAAGUUGCUCAAUUUUGUUUGAUUAGUCCUACACCAACUUCUGCGUAAGAACGUGUCUUGUUGAGAUGUCUGCUGAGUGCAUUGAUCAAUUACUGUUGUUAUUUACCUGAUUCUCUCCACACGUUAUCAGUUCAAUUCAGAAAAAGCGAUGACUCUUGAAAUAUGUGAGAGACAGAUAAAUUCAUUACACAAUAAAAGAAAGCUGUUGAAGACAGAAUAAUGAUGCCAAUUUCC